AUGAUUAGGAAAGUUCUUCGAGGAUACGGGCGAACAUGUGACGAACUGGCCAAAGAACAUUUGGAACAUGAAGUGCAAGUUGAAGUGAACAUUCUGGCCCCGUUGAGUCGAUUCCUUGAUCAUGACUUCCCGUCGCUAGCCAAACACAGGAACAAAUUGAAUAAACUCGUGGCCGAUUUCGACAACGCACGUUCUCGGUUAUCGCAUGCGGAAAAGAACAUGACAGAACAAACAAAGAUUGACACUUUACGUGACGAAGUAGAAGAUCUCCAGUCGAAAUUCAUCAAUUGUCGUGAUUCGUUUGCUGGUGAUAUGUACGAAAUGCUAGCGAGAGAAUCUGAAGUUGCUCAAUUGAUAAUUCAGUUGUCCAGGGAGCAGAAGAAGUAUCACGAAAUGUCUUUGCGAUCGUUGCAAGAUAUGCUUCCGGAACUUGAAUCCAGCAUCAAAGAGAAUCCUAGUCAGCGCGCUUGGGGCACGUCGUUGAACGAGCACUUGCGUGUUACGGGUCGGGAAAUUGCUCUUCCGCUCGAAUUUUGUGUCCGUGCCUUGCUGAGAAACGCCAUGAAAGAAGAAGGUCUCUUCAGAAUCGCUGGGACGAGAGAAUCUGAAGUUGCUCAAUUGAUAAUCCAGUUGUCCAGGGAGCAGAAGAAGUAUCACGAAAUGUCUUUGCGAUCGUUGCAAGAUAUGCUUCCGGAACUUGAAUCCAGCAUCAAAGAGAAUCCUAGUCAGCGCGCUUGGGGCACGUCGUUGAACGAGCACUUGCGUGUUACGGGUCGGGAAAUUGCUCUUCCGCUCGAAUUUUGUGUCCGUGCCUUGCUGAGAAACGCCAUGAAAGAAGAAGGUCUCUUCAGAAUCGCUGGGAGCAGUUCGAAGGUACGACGGCUCCGCAGCGCCUUAGACAUUAGCGUGACGGAUAUUCCAGAGCUUAACGAUCCACACGUGUUCGCCUCCGCGUUGAAGUCGUACCUGAGGGAGCUACCAGAGCCUUUAAUGACCUACAAUUUGUACAGAGAUUGGCUGAAAGUUCUCGACGUGAAAGAGGAAGCUGAGAAAGUUGCGCAGAUCAAGAAGUUGGUUGAAAGGCUGCCGGAAUCUCACAGAAUGAACUUGCGUUACCUGAUGAAAUUCCUCGCUCACCUCUGUCAAGGUCAAGAGGUGAACAAAAUGAGCAGUCAAAACGUGGCGAUCGUCAUGGCCCCGAACCUGAUGUGGUCCCCUUCAGACGGAACCAGUAAUACCAUGACAAUGAACAUGAACGAAAAUGGAAUCGUUUGCUCGGUAGUGGACACAAUGCUGAUGCAUUGCAAUGAAAUCUUCCCCGGUGAUGAAAACUUCAAGCGUACCAAUCUACCCGAUUACGAAUGUUCGUCGGAAGCAGAGGAAAGCUCUCAGUCGCUUGGCCAUAGGCGUAACGUGAGCAACGAAGGCGUUGUUGACGAUUCGACUCAGUCUUCGGGUACUAGUCAUAGUCCGACGAUGCCGCCAGCUAGUCCUCGGCAAGGUGUGCGAAGGAAGAAUAGAAACGCGCCAGUUCCACCAAGGCCACAAAAGCCUCCACCUCCGAAGCCAGGUGCAACAGCAACCACUUACUCGCCCGUGGCAGCCAUUACUUCCGCAAUGACUUCCGCAGCGAUGACGCCUGUCACUUUGCAGCAUUUAGCGAGUGCUGCGAAUGACACUCCGAGUCCCAAACAAGAUCCAGUGCAUAUUGCUGCUGAACACGUGCGAAAUGAAGUGGCGGCUGUCGGCGAAGACGAGAAGAAGCUAGAGUCGAGUGUUGAAGAUGAAGAUGAUGAUGUGGUUGUCGUGCAGAUGCGACGUCAUGAUAUCGGAUUUGAGGCGUUGUUGGAGGCGACAAAACCGGAUGCGGAUACACCUGUCACUGCGACGACAAGCAAACCGAUUAUUGCUAAACAGAAACCCGAGUUACCGGAGAGAGUGAAUUCCGUAUUAAGCAGCAGUUCUUCGAUUAGCAGUCAAAGUAGGCCUGCUUCGAAUUGUUCAAUGUGGGAAUCAGCAGAGCGUCCUGUUCCAGCUGAACGAAAACAUGUCCGGCAAAGUUCUGGACCCAUCGAGCUUCCGGUUAUUCGCCCAAAGCCUGCUAUUCCAGGAAGGCCGACUGUCCUGAAGAGGAAUAGCAUGCUCGAGAAAGGAACGCGAGUUUUGCCAGUUCGAGGGCAAACAGGGGUUACAGUUGAUGAUUCGGAGGUUGGGAUGACUUCGACUAACGCUUCAAAAAAUGGGGGCGUUAAAACUGAUGGCGGACUGCAAAAGGCUGAAGUGGUGACGUCAAAUUCUCCUCCACCACCUGCUUUACCAGUGAAGACGCGAGCUGCAUUCUCUUCCCGAACUGAGAUCAAGUCCGAUUCCGUAGCUCCUAAUCUGGAUUCGCCGCCAUCUGAAGCAUCACAUGAGCUCUCAUUGAUGUCGGAAAUGGAUGACGUAGAGGAAACCUCGAAGCGCAAGGGGUUUCAGCGGGCGCUGUUGAAGCGGAUGAAAACUUGGUCCGGGCGGCCAUCUUUCCUUACUCCAGUAGGGCAGAGGAGGAUGUCGGAGAAAUGUAACUAA
Molecule: messenger RNA, 2568 nt
Organism: Notodromas monacha
Lineage: Eukaryota; Metazoa; Arthropoda; Ostracoda; Podocopida; Cyprididae
Source: the annotation of a GenBank genome assembly